GCGCAGACUCUUAUACAUAUCAAAAAUUAGAGAAACUUCCAGAAAAUCAAGAUGAUGAAUAUGACGAUUUACUUAAAACUGCUGAAAAAGAACUAUAUGAAUCUGAUUUUUAUUAUUAUUUGGUUCGUGUUUAUGCAAACAAAAAACUUGUUCCUGAUAAUAAUCAAACAACAACAACUCAAGAGA
This is a messenger RNA of Racocetra fulgida, 186 nucleotides long. NCBI's taxonomy places the organism in Eukaryota, Fungi, Glomeromycota, Glomeromycetes, Diversisporales, Gigasporaceae. The record is from the annotation of a GenBank genome assembly.